ACAGGUUACAGAAAAAUGUCCGACAAUGCUUCUGGAACCGUUGUGAAUGUGGGAGUGUUGGAUUUGUCAUGAAUCAUGCACAGUUUCAAAAAAAUUAUUUCUUUAAUUCGACCAUACAGGGAAUGGAGGAACUUUGUCAAUUCGACGAUGAGGAUGCCGAGUUUUAUUGUUAUCUUCUGGAUGAAAAUGCUUUCGUAGUUGCUUCUAACAUGAACUCAAAUGCGACCGGACAAUUUUUUGGUAAGCUUAAUCGGGAAGUUAUGGAGCAGUUGAUAUCUGGAGAAAAUACAACGAUUUACACAAAAAUUACUAGAAAGAACCCUCAAGGAAAAUGUACGGAUACUGUAAGUUCCACAAGUGGAGCUCAGUUCUUGCAAUCAUUCUUUUCUGUUACAUCUUACAUAAAAUGGUGCUUUGCCAAGGCAGUUUGGAUACUAGCCAACUUUAAUGUAUACAAUUGGAUGUACAGUGGAUCAUCGUUUGUUUCAGCCCAAACAAAAGUUGAGCAAAAAACUCGAAGUUGCAUUUGGGAGAUGACUGCAUAUUACUCAGAAAUUAAAGAUGAAAAUAUGACAAAACAAGGUAGAGUAAAUUGUAGCUGCUACAGUCGGUACUGCCAAAGAUCAUUUGUCGUUUCAAACGUUCCUAAAACUAACCUUUAUCUUGUCAUUGUGGAUGGAUUAUGUACUGCAUUUGGUAAUACUAAAGAUGUUCCUGGUGAACCUCAAGAAUUGAAACAAACAGAGAAGGAUGUAGAAAAUUCAGUUUGUCGUGAAGAUAAAUAUCGACAGCUUGUAUCGAGAUGUUUCAAGUCUACGAGCUCGGAAGCUGAUUAUAAAUGUGGUGGAUCCAAUGACAUAAAAAUGUCUGCGUUGCUCUUAUUCAAAUCAUUUGUGGCAUUUUUAUUAUUUUAUGUUUAUAAAUAAUUUAUAUAUUACAAAACGCAAAAUAAAAAAUUUAAAAAAAUCAGGCAGAGAGAAACGAACUGUAAUAUAUUUUGAUGAAUCUCAAAUAAAUAUUCUUCUAAAUGA
Molecule: messenger RNA, 1031 nt
Organism: Xenia sp. Carnegie-2017
Lineage: Eukaryota; Metazoa; Cnidaria; Anthozoa; Malacalcyonacea; Xeniidae
Product: voltage-dependent calcium channel subunit alpha-2/delta-3-like
Exons: 12
Coding region: 69-926 (285 amino acids)
Source: RefSeq, a predicted model, not a curated record